AUGGAAUCUCAAGAGAUUUUAGAAUCAACAAUCAAAAAUGAAAAUAAAAGAUUGAACGAAGAUCCAAAUGAUUUAUCUAAAGUUGUUAAGAAGCGUAAGCAGCGUACACCUUCACCACCUUUAUUUGAAAAUCAGCAACUAAAACCACUUCAAACGGUUAGAUUAGACAUUGAUUUGGAUAAAGAUGAUUACUUAUUCAACUUUUUACAUUUGUCUAAAAAUUCUAAUCAACUUUCUCCCGAUAAGCCUUACUCGAACUUGAUCAACUUAUUGGAUCAUGUUAGUGAUGCUGAGGAUGAUGAUGAACCUCAUCCAGAUAAGAAACGCGCUGAAUACGAUAAUUACGACGUUAAUGACCCCUUCGUUGAUGAUAGUCAACUCACCGUUGAUGAACCAAAGAUGAUGGCCAAACCUACAAAUGAGGGCUUUUAUAUUACAAUUGAUCAUGUCGAACUAGAGACUAAAUCUCCUUCUCAACUUAAAGAGAAGAAAAAAGAUUCUGACAAAGACAAGCAAAAGAAACGUUCAAGCUUACACAACUUGUCCAAGUAUUCCUCCUUCUUCCCUAAACCGCAACUACCUGCAACUCCAAUUGCUCCAGAUAUAUCUUUUGAAGGCAUUUCUUUAGAUGUAUCUGAUACACCCAUCAACAAGAGCAGAGAUUCUCCUGCAAUCACUACCCAACAUAAAGACUCUCCAGAGCCAUCAAAGUCUCAAACACGUACAGACGUUAGCUCAAUUAUUGGUCCAAAGAAAGGUGGUUUACUUACAGGUUUCACAAUGGAUCAUCUACCUUCACCUUCCUGGUCAAAAGGUAAAAAAGAAUACCCAAUUGAACCUAUUUCAGAGGAUCUUCAAAGCGCAUUCGAGCAGCUCACCGUACUCAUUAUGAAGGAGAAUUUUGAACAAAAAACAAAAUUUCCUCAAAGUCUCAAAGAUCCACUCAAACGUACAGCAGAAAUAGCUAUCCAGCUAGAACAGUAUGAUGAAAAUCACUUUUUCAAUCGUUUACCUAGACUCUUUCCAUACAACAGAUUCACUAUGAUGAAAUUAACCAAGACUAUGCUAUUCGAUUACCACAAAAAUUUCUAUGAAGAGCGUUACGAGUUAUGUAAGGGUGCAUUUCAAGAAGAAGUUGACAAUGAGCGGGACCAGUACAUUCAUGACCACGAAGAUGCUAUAAAGCAAUAUGAAGCUGAUUGGAAUCAUUUCCAAGAGCGUUACCCAGAAGAUGCUAAAAUAUCUGAAGACAUUAAAUCAGGUGGUCAUUCAUUAAAGCUCUCACAGCAUCAACAAGCACCUGAUCCACCAAAACCACGCUGGAAGUGGACAGAAAAGAUGAACACCGCUUUGAUGGCAAUGACUGAAAUCAAAGAGGAUAUAUACCAUUUAGACCUUGAAAGAUCUGAGUUGGAUAAGAACCAACCUACUCCAACGCGUGAACAAACUUAUCGUAGUAAGGUCUAUGCCGAAUUAGCGGCCAUUUUUCCUGCUGAUUGGAUGCAUACUACAGAUAUCUCUAGAAAAAGAACAACCCUUCUUAGUCGUUCUAAACAUCAAAAGACUUCAAAUACGAACGAUGAAAAUAGCAACGCUAAUGAGAAAGGGAAAGAUAAAAGUAACGAGUCAAAAGUUGCAAAGGAUGAGAAGGAUGAAGAAAAUACAAAGGAUGAACAAGAUGCAAAGGAUACAGAAGAUCUAAAGAAUCCAAGUGAUGCAAAUUCGAAAGAGCAAAAAGAACCAAAUAAGCAAAGUGAAUUCAACAAGCAGAAUGAACCAAAUGAGGCCAAGGAUGUAGAUCAACCAACAAAAGAAACACACGAGCCAGCAAAUGAAACGAAUCAUUCACUUAAAGACACAAAUCAGCCAGCAGAAACUCCUGAAAAGUGA
This is a messenger RNA of Wallemia ichthyophaga EXF-994, 1890 nucleotides long. RefSeq lists its product as uncharacterized. The transcript has 2 exons. The record is from RefSeq and is a predicted model, not a curated record. NCBI's taxonomy places the organism in Eukaryota, Fungi, Basidiomycota, Wallemiomycetes, Wallemiales, Wallemiaceae. Bases 1 to 1890 code for a protein of 629 amino acids.